UAAAAAUGUAUGCCCCAAAAUGUAAAGAGAAAAAUCAUUUUGAGAGGGAAGUAACAUUAUUUUGUCUUCAUCCUAAAUGUUAAAAGAAAUGGGGAUGUUAAAAGUGUUUAAGUUAAUAUCAUAAAUCUCAUAUUGAAUGUUGCAUAAGUGUUAGUGAAUUUGAAGAUUAAGUAGUAUUAGCAAAGAAGAGAAUGAGAGAGAUAGUAGAGAUGAAAUUUUCAGAUGCAAUAAUUUAAUUAGAUGAGGCAUCAAAACUAUUAGUGAAGAAAAUAAAGGAUGUAAUAAAUAGGGUACAAAAAGCUUCAGACAUAAUUUAAGAUUAAAUAUUUAAGGAAUUAGAGUUAUUUGAUUAUUUGAUUGAUGGAUUUUAGAGUUAAUCAUUUACAACAUCUUUAGAAAAUGAAUAUUUAGAUAGAGUGAUAGAAUUAAUGAAGCCAGAGAAAUUAUAAUAAAUGGCAGAUCAUAAAUAAAGUUAAAUAAAUUAGUUGCUUGAUUAUUCAAAAUAAGUGUUAGAAUAAGCAAGUAAAUUUAAGAUAUACCCACUUGAUGAAAUAGCAUUGGGAAUAAAAUUAAAAGAAUUUUAGGAAGGUUAAUAUACAUUGGCAGUAAAAGAAUACAAUUAAAAUAAUAUUGGAAUUUGUUAUUUGUUAACUAAUGGGAGAUUAAAUAAGAUAGGUUAAUAUGAUAAUGGAGUAAGAUCUGGAAUGUGGUCAGAAGUGUUGUAUUAUAAUAAUAAUAGAGAUUUCAGUAUGUAUGAGAAUAGCAUAAUAUAAGAACAUUUCGAGGAUAAUAUUAAUAAGGAGUAAGAGUGAAAAAAUGGUAUUAUUACGAUUAGGAUUAAUCAGUAAUAGGAGGAGGUUAAUUUUAAGAGGGAUAGAAGGUUGGAUAAUGGAUAGAACCUGAAGUAUUUUUAGGAAAAUGGGGAAAGAUGUAAUUAUUAUAAGAAUAAUAUAUUAGUGUUGUAAUUAAUAAAGGAGAAUAUGUGACUGGAGUGAGAGAUGGCGAAUGGGUUACUAUUUUUGGAAAUAGAGGUUAAGUGUAAGUAUGAUAGUAAAUAUCAGAGGAGGCGGAAUGUAUUAACAGGGUUAAAAGCAUGGUUUUUGGACAGAGGUUGAAGGUUACGCUGGUUUUUGGUGUUCGAUAGGAAUAUUGAAUUAAGGAGAAUAUAUAAAUGGAAUUAAAGUUGGGUUGUGGAUGAUAUCAGAGUUGAAUGUUGGAUAGAUGUAUAUAUUUCAAUUAAAUAAAGUGGUGGAGGAAAUUACUCUUAAAUUGGUUUGAAAGAAGGUUUAUGGACAGAAGUUGAAGUUCAUGUUGGGGUUGGAUGUUCAAUGUAUUUAUUAAAUAUAAAUAUUAAGAAUUUUAUUACAUUUUGGAGAGUAUAAAGGAGGAUUAAAAUAAGGAAAUUGGAAAGUGCUUGAUAUAUGUAGAAAUUAGAUUGGGGGUGGAUUAUGCAAAGGAUAUAAAAAAGGAACUUGGGUAGAGAUUGAAGUUUGUGUUGGAUGGCGUUGUUCAUAGUUAUUUGAUUGAUAAAUAAUAUUAGAAUUUUAUUGCAUAAAGGACAAUAUAAAAAGGGAUAGAAAGUUGGAGUAUGGAACAUUUACAAAGAAGGAAAUGAUACUAUUUUAGGUGGAGGAAAUUAUAUAUAAGAUUAGAAAGAUGGAAUGUGGACAGAUAUUCAAGUAUUUUGUGGAUAUUAUAGUACUAAGUAAAUAAUUAUUGAUUAUCUUAAAGAACCUUAAUAUUUACUGGUGAUUAUAGUCUUGAUAGAAAAAUUGGUAAAUGGGUGAUUUCAGAAUAAUUAGAGGGAGUGAUGUAAAUAAUUAAUAAUAUAGACUAAGUGGAGGAGGAUUAUAUUCUAGAUCUGGAGAGAAGGAAUCAGAUUGGGUUGAAAUAGAGAUGUAAGUAGGUUGGAGAUGUUUUGUGUAAGAAUAUACAAUAAAAAAAGAAUUUUGAUAUCUGAAGGAGAAUAUAAUAAUGGUAAAAGAUCAGGAUUAUGGAUUACUAAAUUAUAUAAAGGGAAUCAGUUAGGAGGAGGAUGUUAUAAUAAAUAUGGAUUUAAAGAGGGAGGUUGGAAAGAAGUUGAAGUUCAUGUAGGAGUUGGCAAAUAUUUGUAUAAAGAUUAAAUUAAAUAGAUAGAACGUUAUUUCAUAUAGGUGAAUACAUAAGUGGAAUUAGAACUGGGACUUGGGUUGUCUAGAAUGAAUAAAGAGAGAUUGUGUAAAUUGAUUUAAUUAUUAAGUUCUUCUGGUUUUUAUACUAAAUCCGGAAGUAAAGAUGGUGAAUGGGUGGAAAUACAAGCACAUGAUGGUAUUGAAGAUACAAUUACUUUAUUACAUUAAGGAGAAUAUAAUCAUGGAGUUAGAGUUGGUAGGUGGAAUAUUUAAAAGGCAAAUAAAGAAUUAAUGUAUCCAUUAUUAUUAUAAUUAUUGAAGUGGUGGUGGUAAUUAUUCUUUAAGUGGAAUUAAAGAAGCAUAAUGGUAAGAAGUUGAAUGUCACAUUGGAUAUAAUUCAGAAGUCAUUCUCUAAUAUAAUGGAUCCUAUUAAAAUGGAUUAAGAUAAGGAAAAUGGGUUAUUACUAAAUUAGGUGGAGAAUUUAUGUAUAAGUUUUGUUAAUUAAGUGGUGGAGGUUAAUAUAGUGAUUUUGGAAGUAAGAUGGGAUAAUGGACUGAUAUAGAUGUUAGAGUUGGUGGAGGUUGUUAAAUGUAUUGAUGUAUUGAAUUUCAUAUAGAAUUCUUAAAUAUUAUGGGAAUUAUGAUGAUGGAAUUAGAACAGGUGAAUGGUCUAUUACUUAACAUGGUUUAAAUACAAUUAUGUAAUUGAUCUAUUUAUAUUUAGUGGUGGAGGUAAAUAUUCAUCAAAAGGAAUUAAGAUUGAUGCAUGGAUUGAAAUUAUUCCACAUAUUGGAUAUUGUAAUCUAAUGUAAUUUUAUAUUUAUUUAAUUCAGUAUUCUUAAGUAUAUUGGAAAUUAUAACAAUAAUAUUAGAGUUGGUUAAUGGGAAAUUAUGCAUUAAUAAUAGAUGUAAUUUUUCAUUAAAUGAAUAAAGUGGUGGUGGAUCUUAUUUAAUAAAUGGAAUGAAAAAUGGUAGAUGGAUUGAAGUGUUUCAAUAAUAUUUUGAUAGUCUUACAAUUUUAACAGGAGAAUAUGUUAAUGGAAAUAAAUUCUAAGAUUGGGAAUAUAUUGAUAAAUUAUUAAAAGAUUUAUGA
This is a messenger RNA of Paramecium sonneborni, 3204 nucleotides long. The record is from the annotation of a GenBank genome assembly. Lineage: Eukaryota; Ciliophora; Oligohymenophorea; Peniculida; Parameciidae.